AUGAUUUGUCUUGCGAGCGAAACUGAAGGAGAUACCACUGAAAGUGACUGUGGAACAGCAAAUUGUAGAGCCGUUCUGAGGGAAGAAGGAAGCGGACAAAUUAUUGGAAUGACUAUAAUGGCUCCGCCCCCUUCGCCGGCACUCACCUCCACACUCAGACUCCUUAGGGAUUUGCCCACGAAAGGAGGCAUCUCCACUUCUGCAGUUGAGUCGGAGCUUCAGAGUCUGCCCGGACGGCUGUCCUCGUUGCCUUCUUCCUCUGAUUGUGAAAAAGAGUCUGCGGGGCACGAAAUUCACUCGCUACCCAACGCUGUUUCUACUCCAGUCAACUGUUCACGCCAAAUGAUUUCAUCGGUAGUCGCAUGUGGCUUGAAUGUUACCCAGGAUUCCGCUGACGAGCCCAGAAAUGGUAUGGUUGGCCUGACGACAUAUGACGCAGAGAACAAACCUAAUGCUCCAUCCUCAGUUGGUGUAAUGGAUGAAGAAGAAGGGGAAGACGAAGUAAGGGGCAACUCAACAACUUCGACCUCCCUUGAUGAGGCGCUGUCGGCUGCCAUGGAAGCUAUUGCCCAGGUACCUUAUACACUAUACUCGGUCAUUAGUUCUACUACGUAUAUGAGCCCUCUAGCUUAG
Protopolystoma xenopodis is the source of this 633-nucleotide messenger RNA. The record is from the annotation of a GenBank genome assembly. Lineage: Eukaryota; Metazoa; Platyhelminthes; Monogenea; Polystomatidea; Polystomatidae.